CCAACCACUUUAAAACCGAAUAUCCCAUUUUUAUUCCUUCCAAACGCUUCCCAUUUUUCCACCCCUAUAAAUUCGUCCCACCUAUUCAGUUUCUCCCGAACUCCCCUGCUCAUACUUUUCGAUAGCAAGUUAAUCGCUCUUCCGUUUCGAGUUCGAUUAACUGUUUAAUCAAUAAUGGCUGGUUUUGUUAGAACCAGAUCGAAGAGGGUCACUUACCCGCUCGACGAUCGGGUGAAAGCGCGACUAGUCGGCGGAUACAGCUCCGGAUUCAGUGAUGUCAGCAGCGGAAGCGAGCACUCCGGCGACUACAACUCCCCCUGCCUCUCCGAGCUCGUCCACCGCUUCCUCCAAGACGACGAGUCGUCCACCGCUGGUUUUCCCGACAACGAGUCCGACUCGGACCGAGUCGACUCGGCCUCCGACGCGGACGCGAUCGACUCCGUCCUUAGGUCCGUGGCCGUUUCCGGAAAUGCGGACUCGUACCUGAAGCUGCUCCGUUCUCACGUCUCCCAGGCGGAGGAGGCGUUCGCGUGUUUGAGAUCCAACGGCGGCGGCAGCAGCAAGUCGGCUCUGCGGCGGAGCGUGAUGUCGUUUCUGAGGGGAUUGGGACACAAUGCGGCGAUCUGCAAGACGAAAUGGACCUCCUCCGGCUACAUCACCUCCGGGAGCUACGAGUUCAUCGACGUCGUUCCUGUCCAAUCGGGCUCCUCCAUGUGGCAGAGCCGGUACUUCGUGGACCUCGACUUCGCCGCCCAGUUCGAAAUCGCUCGGCCGUCGAGCCAGUACUCGCGGCUGCUGCAACUUCUGCCCAGAAACUUCGUUGGCAGCUCGGAGGACCUGAAGCGUAUCGUUCGGGUCACGUGCGACGCGGCAAAGAGAUCGUUGAAGAGCACAGAUCUCUCCGUGCCUCCGUGGCGGAAGAACCGUUAUGUGCAGAACAAGUGGUUCGGUCCGUACAAACGGACCGUCAAUCCAUUGACGGAGAGAACCUUCUCGACAGACUCGGCCAUUUUUGCUCCAGUGUCUGGCGCCAAAUGCCGCUGUGUUGGGUUUGACGACGCGGUUUCCGACUCCACCGUGAACGGCCGGCUCUAUGUGCGUACUUAAUUUGACGAUUUUGGAAUAAUUAGAUCAAAUCAUCGGGUUAAUAAAUUAAAUUAUAUAUAAUGAGAUUUUAUUUUACUUUUGUUUUGCAUUGUAAAACGCGGCAAAUGCACAAACUGUACUUGACGCCGCAUCUUGGAUGUACAACCAACUUCGUAAAUUCGAACAAAUCUAGACGGUUGGUUUCCAUGUUUAUAAUUUGUCGUUAAAUCCAACGGUUGUGGGAUGAGGACGCACUGUAAGUAGUGGAGGUUUGAGGGGGUGAUUAUUUUGACUGGAAUUUUAUCCAGAAAGGAUAAUUGAUGUGAUGAGGAUGGCAGGUGGCACAAGUCGUUUUCGCGAGAGGUGAUGGUGGUGACGGCCUGCGGGUGAGGAUAACAUUUGGAGAUUGUUGGGACAGUUGGCCUGAAAUGCAAUUGCCAGCGUGGAGUGGUGCAGCAAAUUUACGUGAAUUACGAGUGACGAUUAAAAAUUUGAAGGGAGACAACAAAAUCAACUUAUAAAAAGGAAUGAAUUAACUUCUAUUUUGAUGUUUUUAUUUAAUUAUGCCUGUUGUAUAAAUUAAUAAUGUAUUAUGCAGAGAAAAAGUUGAGUAUUAUAAUUAAUUUA
Molecule: messenger RNA, 1713 nt
Organism: Malus domestica (apple)
Lineage: Eukaryota; Viridiplantae; Streptophyta; Magnoliopsida; Rosales; Rosaceae
Source: RefSeq, a predicted model, not a curated record